Arthroderma uncinatum is the source of this 906-nucleotide messenger RNA. RefSeq lists its product as uncharacterized. The transcript has a single exon. Lineage: Eukaryota; Fungi; Ascomycota; Eurotiomycetes; Onygenales; Arthrodermataceae. Bases 1 to 906 code for a protein of 301 amino acids. The record is from RefSeq and is a predicted model, not a curated record.
AUGACAGAAAAACGAAGUCGUGCAACCAAGUUGCCCAGAUUCGGACUUCCAAAUGUCACUACCGACCGGGAGGGUUUCGAAUGGAUGGAUGGAGUCUCAUCGAUGGACUUUGAUUAUUUCCAACCAUUCCAAUACACGAUAGAAGAAAACAAACUUUCUUCUAUAAAUCUACCUCCAUUCUAUCGCCUGCUCAGUGAUGCUCAGGUGACAGCUUUAUCAAAAUGGGCGGCCAAAGGCAACAUGGCAAAGGAAGCGCUAGGAUUGUACUGGCCAGCAGAUUUCAAUUCGGACGGCAAAAUUAAAAGAAACCGUAUCUCGUGGAAUGUCGGCAAUCAAGUGCGUCCGGCACAGCCUCACCACAUUACACACCAAAGCUGUGGGAGGCCAAUGAAGUCCAUGCUCAUCUUGUCUGUAAAUGACAGAGUUGACGAACCCAAGGAUGCAGAGGCGAAAAAGAGCUCCGACACAGACAAGAGGGCAUGCAAAAUAGUCUUGCUACAUGAUACGAAAGAUAGUGAACGCGUGGUUGAGCUUGAAUAUGAAGUAGAUGCGUUAAAGGCAAGCCUAAAACGGUCGCAGUCGCAGCUGGAGGGACUGCGGGGCCAAAUGUCACAAGUCGAAACAGCUAUGACUGUGAGGACCGAGUUGGUUACAAAUGCAAUUGUCAACUAUCAUUUUUCUAGAGCAAACCUCGAAUUGCUGGCGCCGUCAAUCUCAUCUCUGGUGGAUGAAUCAGUCUCUGCUGAUGACCUUUCUGAGCUCGCCGGUGGUGCUGCCACACUUGACCAUCGCGUGAAGGUUAUCCAAGAGGUAGCUCGGCGGCUGCAGAUUCCAGUCACUAUUCCCCCAGAGAUCGUUGGCGAACAAGAUGAAAUGGGGCUGGCAGUCGAUCCCAACUUGGCCUAG